This is a messenger RNA of Ambispora gerdemannii, 1140 nucleotides long. NCBI's taxonomy places the organism in Eukaryota, Fungi, Glomeromycota, Glomeromycetes, Archaeosporales, Ambisporaceae. The record is from the annotation of a GenBank genome assembly.
AUGGCAGCAAACAUCAAAGUAAAAUACCAAUCAACCGUUCGUCGCCUAACAAUUCCAAACGCCACAACGAACUCCUGGAUAGAUUUUGAAACACAACUUCGCACAUUAUUUUCAAUUCCAGAAACUAAUCCGAUUUCAGUUUCUUAUACCGACGAAGAUGGAGAUGUUAUUACAUUAUCCUCAGAUUUAGAACUUUACGAAGUUAUUUCUAAUAAUAAUAAGUCGCCAUUCAAAACGUUGAGUUUUGUUCUUUCAACUGUUAACGACAGUGAUCAUUCCACCAAGAAUCCGGAAAAUGAUUCUUGGGUGUUGGAAGGAAAUGUUUCGCCAUAUAUAAUUGACAAAAAAGUUGAUGUUGAAGAAAAGCAAGAGACUGAGGCUACUGUGACAGGUGAAUCAGAAGAUUCGGAUAAAUUGACUAAUAAUAAUGAUGAUAGUAAAGAAUCAUCUGAUGAUGAAGAAUCAUUACGAAACGCAUCUCUGCCAGAUAAUUCUAUUCACCACCUUCAUACCACAAUCACCGACGAAACAGAUGAACCUGAAUUUGCACCUACGAUUACAACAGAAGAGAAUAAUACUGAAACUAUCAAAGACAAAGCAAAUGAAUCAAAUAAUGACAAUUCUUCUAAAGGUAAACAGAAACAAAUUUCAAUUGAAGAACCAACUGCUUCCAACGAUGAAACAUCAAAAAAAGAAGAAAACGAUUGGUUUAAAAUAUUUUACAAUAUUACUGCCGAACAAUCUACGAAUAGUGAUUCCGAAAAGAAUGCUACUAAUGAUAGUAAGAAUGCAGAAUCUUCUUCAACAGGAGCAAGAAGAAUUUUAUUAAAGAUUUCUUCACAGCCAACACAAAAUCAAUUCUCUUUUGUAACCGAUCCACUGCACCAUUUCUUCAUCUUAGAAACAAUUGCAAUCAUUGCAAUAAAGAUUCACGUACUUGUGAUUGUGCUCCCGAUUGCUGCCGUAGUUGUUCCCACUUUCUUUCUGGUACAUUUUCUGAAUAAGAUUACUACUCGCUCUUUUCACAGAGCUUGCGAUAAUAGAUGUUUUUUAGAGAGACAACAACGAUUAUGUGGGAAUAGAUAUAAUGAAGGAUAUAAUAGAGAGGCACCGGUUUUCUUUUAUCGUCGUCAUCAUUAA